Molecule: messenger RNA, 1647 nt
Organism: Aspergillus campestris IBT 28561
Lineage: Eukaryota; Fungi; Ascomycota; Eurotiomycetes; Eurotiales; Aspergillaceae
Product: MFS transporter
Exons: 5
Coding region: 1-1647 (548 amino acids)
Biological process (GO): transmembrane transport
Cellular component (GO): membrane
Molecular function (GO): transmembrane transporter activity
Source: RefSeq, a predicted model, not a curated record
AUGGCGAUUAUGAAUUGGAUUAAACGGUUACACACUCGCCAGACACCUAGUAACGAAGUCGAGAAUGCCGAACAUAUUUCCAAAGUCCCCGAGCCUACGAUUGUCUCCAUCCCUGGGUCCGGAACGAGCUCUGAGCGAACCUCCCCUCCAGGUACACCCAAGCCUGAGUUGGUGUCCAAUUUUGGCAGCCGGGAGACUCUUGGAUUAGAGAAACGACCGGAGUUUGGUCGUCUAGCAUCCUGGAGAGGUGCCAUGAUCUUACUGGUAACCUCAGGGUCCCAGUUCCUCGAUAACGUUUUCAUGACAAGCGCCAAUAUCGCCCUGUCACCGAUCCAGAAAGAGUUCAACGUGAACAGUAGCAACCUUCAAUGGAUGAUUUCGGCAUACACGCUGGCCUUUGGUGGCUUUCUACUACUAGCAGGUGUAUUAUCUGACCGUUAUGGGAGAAAAAUGAUCCUCUGCCUUGGCCUUUGCUGGCUUUCCAUCUGGACAUUGGCCAUCGGCUUUGGACAGUCGUUUAUCCAGCUUACGAUCUUCCGUGGAUUUCAAGGAAUCGGCGCCGCAAUGACAGUUCCGUCCGCAAUUGGCAUCAUCAGCUCAUACUUCACUGGCACCGAUCGCACGAGAGGCCUAUCGAUCUACGCAGCCUCCGGCACUCUUGGAUUUUGCGCGGGCCUUAUCUUUGGCGGCUUCCUGACAUCCUCGCUGGGCUGGCGAUACAUCUUCUACUUCAUUGUCAUUAUCACCGGCUCCCUAGGAAUACUAGGCAUGAUCGCCUUGCCCAAGGAUGUCCAGUCCGAGAGGAAGAAGGUGAAGAUGGACUACUGGGGGGCUAUGCUUUCUACCGCCGGACUCGUCCUGCUGCAGUUUGUGCUGUCUGGUGGCGGUGUUUACGGCUGGAACCAGCCCUUCAUCAUCGCUCUACUAGUCGUAACAGCAUUGCUACUUGCUGGCUUCGUCGUGCUCGAGAAGUACAUUAGCAACCCCAUCAUGCCGCUGUCCCUGUGGAAGCUUCGCAACUUUGCGGGGCUUUGGAUUGCGGGCUUCACUGGCUAUGGCACCUACCAAAACGUCAUCUACUACAUUGUUCUCACGGCGCAGGAAGUGGACAAGUUGAGCUCGGGGGACACCGCGCUUCGUUUCCUGCCCAUGGGCGUGAUCGGAUUCAUCGUCUCGAUGGGAACCGGGAAGGCCCUCGAGUAUAUGAACGGAAAAUACCUCCUCUUGGCCGGUAUGGCCCUCGCCGUGGUGGCCCCUAUCCCUAGCGCCUUGACUACGAGUCCUGAAACGAGUUUCUGGGUCAACGUCCUCCCCACCUCCCUGAUCAGCAUUUCCUCUGUUUCUCUUAUAUUUGUGACGACCAGCACUGUGAUCCUCACGAGCGUUCCGGUGCAUAUCAAGAGUUUAUGCGGUGGAAUGCUCAACACCGCAUUCCAGAUCGGCUCCGGGUUCGCCCUGGCCAUCUCAGCGGCCGUCACCACAGAAGUAGACAUCAAAAAACACCACGACCUCUCCCAGCAGUACACAACUGGACUCUGGUGUUCUGCCGGGCUGGCAGGUCUGGGGCUCAUUAUCGCCCUCAUCGCCGUCCGAAGAAAGGGCAUUGGCCCUCAGGACAGAAUGGGCGAUCCAGUUGUCGCCAUUUAA